This is a messenger RNA of Gaeumannomyces tritici R3-111a-1, 567 nucleotides long. RefSeq lists its product as hypothetical. The transcript has 3 exons. Lineage: Eukaryota; Fungi; Ascomycota; Sordariomycetes; Magnaporthales; Magnaporthaceae. The record is from RefSeq and is a predicted model, not a curated record. Bases 1 to 567 code for a protein of 188 amino acids.
AUGAAUCCUAAAACCCUUCUCAAAACAGUUGGCGUCUUGCUCUUUGGCCAUGCCUGGGCCCAGUAUAUAGAGAUGGUCCCGGGGACAUACACGGACCAGGAGACCGGAAUCGACUUUGUAACCUGGUCGCCCCUGACCGGCGAGGGCGGCGUCGGGGGGUACACCUUUGGGAUAGCACUGCCAGAGGAUGCGCUAAAGACGGACUCCAAGGACGGCUACUACAUGCCGGCGCUCUACUCAGGCAACUCGACCGUCACGCAGAUCCGGUCCGCCGUCAACGACACCAACUACGAGCUCGUCUUCCGCUGCCAGGACUGCCUCUGGUGGAGCGAGGAGGGCUACGAGCCGGGCUCCCUGAGCACCAGCAACCCGGACCAGUACGCCACCCUGGGCUACGCGCAGUCCAAGGCGGCGCCGCAGCCGGCCGGGUGCCCCGGGAGGAUCGGCUUCACGUUCCACGACGACGGGUUCGCACAGUACUUUGCCGAGUACGCAGGGGCCGUCAGCCCCAAGUAUAAGGAAUGGGCUGCCUUGGCGACCAAGACCGUCACGGGCACAUGUUCCUAG